Messenger RNA from Salarias fasciatus (jewelled blenny), 2994 nucleotides. RefSeq names its product nuclear factor I/Xa (gene nfixa). Gene Ontology annotation, cellular component: nucleus. The transcript is spliced from 13 exons. Lineage: Eukaryota; Metazoa; Chordata; Actinopteri; Blenniiformes; Blenniidae. The record is from RefSeq and is a predicted model, not a curated record. Gene Ontology annotation, biological process: regulation of transcription by RNA polymerase II. The coding region runs from base 934 to 2520 and encodes 528 amino acids. Gene Ontology annotation, molecular function: RNA polymerase II cis-regulatory region sequence-specific DNA binding; DNA-binding transcription factor activity, RNA polymerase II-specific.
CCUCUCUGCUUCUCCCUCUGCCAUCUCUCUCUUCCCUCCCUUUCGGCGCUGGGAGCGUGCGUAUUGGCUGGGCUGUUUGCGAGCCCAUGCCAAAUAGGUGGGCCCUCUGCGUGUUGGCACAGACUCAGUCAAUGGUUAGAGACGGAAAGUGGAGAGGAAGAGAGAAAGAGAGAGACAGAGUUGGAGAGAAAGAGGGGGAAAAAAGAAGCUGCACUCGGGUUUGCCAGCGGUCGUGCACAGUCUUCCAACAUUGAUUCGGUCCUCUUGUUUUUGUUUUUUUUUUUUUUUUCGUUUUUUUUUUUCCUUUUUCUUCUCCUCCGUUCGCACCCCCCUUGUCCAGCUCUCUCUCUCCCUCUCCGUGAGUCUUAUGCAGAUCAGAAUUGAACCAAUAGCAAAUGCUUUGCCAGCCAUUUUUUUGUUGUUUUUUUUUUCUGUCAUCGAGCUAUUUUUUUCUUCGUAUUUUUGCAAACAAACAAACAAAGAAGCUUGUUUUAGUUUUUGACAGCUUUAUCCUUUUUUCCCCGCUGUAGCUGGUUUGUUUUGAUUGUGCACAUCCAACUCUCUGUUUAACCCUUUUUAGACAGAGCGAUAGCUAAACUUCUCUACACUCUCCUUCUGUUGUGCUCUUGAACAGCACCUGUCCUGCAGCUCCUGCUACAGUACCUCCUGUGUUCCUGUGCUGGUAUUGCACUGCGCCCCCUUGGCCUGUCUCCUCUUUCUCAGCUUUUUUCCCCCCCGCUGCUUUUAUUGGACACUUUCUCAGCUUCUCUUUUUGCUUCUUUUUUUUUUUUUUUUUUCCCUCAGUUUUUUGUUUUCUAAUAUACGCAGCUUCACUUCUGCGCCUUUUGACUCAACGCUCCAGUUUUCUGAACUGGUUUCUGCGUUUUAAGUUUCUUUGCAAUCGACGGGGGGAAUUUAUGAUGAGAGAGCAAAAUGGAUGAAUUCCACCCCUUCAUCGAGGCCCUUCUGCCCCAUGUCCGCGCCUUCGCCUACACCUGGUUCAACCUGCAGGCCCGCAAGCGCAAAUACUUCAAGAAGCACGAGAAGCGCAUGUCCAAGGAGGAAGAGCGCGCCGUGAAGGAUGAGCUGCUGGGGGAGAAGCCAGAGAUCAAGCAGAAGUGGGCCUCGCGCCUGCUGGCCAAGCUCCGCAAGGACAUCCGGCCCGAGUUCCGUGAGGACUUUGUGCUCACCAUCACGGGGAAGAAGCCCCCCUGCUGCGUGCUGUCCAACCCCGACCAGAAGGGCAAGAUCCGCCGCAUCGACUGCCUGCGCCAGGCCGACAAGGUGUGGCGGCUGGACCUGGUGAUGGUCAUCCUGUUCAAGGGCAGCCCCCUGGAGAGCACGGACGGCGAGCGGCUGGUCAAGUCGCCGCAGUGCACCAACCCUGGCCUGUGCGUCCAGCCGCACCACAUCGGAGUGUCCGUCAAGGAGCUCGACCUCUACCUGGCCUACUUCGUCCACACGCCAGAAUCUGGACAAUCAGACAGCUCCAGCCAACAAGGGGACACAGACAUCAAACCGCCACCCAAUGGGCACCUGAGUUUCCAGGACUGCUUCGUCACUUCGGGGGUGUGGAACGUGGCAGAGCUGGUCAGAGUGUCACAGACUCCUGUAGCCACAGCGUCAGGUCCCAACUUCUCAUUGGCCGACCUGGACAGCAGUCCCAGCUACUACAACAUUAACCAGGUGGCUCUGGGGCGGCGCUCCCUCACCUCCCCUCCCUCCACCAGGUCUGAGGUGGAGUUGUACGCAAACCUUCCGCGGAGCUCCACCAAGAGGAAGUCCUUAGAUGACAGUGAGAUGGAGAGCCCCACCGAUGAUGUUUUCUACCCUGGCCGUUCGCCUGCUGCCAGCUCCUCCCAGUCCAGCGCAUGGCCCAAUGACAUGGAUGCAGUGCAGCACCAUUUGGCGAGUGUGCAGGAGAGGAAGAUAAAACAUGAAAACGAUGGCGUGCAGUUUCCUUACCAUGGACUGUCCUCGCCUGGUUCACUUAAGAAGCCGGGGAAGUUUGAUUUCAACGCCCUGACUUCCCAGACGAGGUCCCCCCGCAUGGCGUUCACACACCACCCGCUGCCUGUGCUGGCAGGAGUGAGACCAGGGAGUCCCCGUGCCUCAGCCUCAGCCCUGCACUUCCCUUCCUCCUCUAUCAUCCAGCAGUCCAGCCCGUACUUCACCCACCCCACCAUACGCUACCAUCACCACCAGGACCCGCUUAAGGAGUUUGUGCAGUUUGUGUGCACCGACGGCACAGGACAGCCCAGUGCACAGCCAAAUGGAGGUGGCCAGAGCAAAAUGCCGGGCUCCUUCCUGCUGCCCCCGCCACCCCCGGUGGCACGCCCUGUGCCCCUCCCCAUGCCCGACUCUAAAACCAUCAGCACGCCCACUGACGGUGGACUCAGCUCACCCGCAUCUCCGUCAUACUCCACGCCAGGCUCCACAGCUCCCAACCGGUUUGUCGGCAUCGGAACACGGGACAACUUUCUGAAUAUCCCCCAGCAGACUCAGUCCUGGUUCCUCUGACAAGGCCUCUCUGAAUCAACAGCUAAAAUUGUGUCAUGAAAAUUGGAAAUCGGAAAAAGAAACACAUCACCACUGAUAAAGAACAAACUGCUGACACUAAAAGGUCUUUCUCUCUCGCCAACACUAUUCAAAGUACUACUAUGGAACCCGAAAAGCCCCUCGCCGCCCCAAGAGGACUCCCAAUCCAACUCCAUUUGAGCAGGAACCUUCGUCCCCUUUUAUGCAGGAGGCUUCAAUGAGGUUGAGUGGACAGAGUCAGAAUGCAAGAAGGAGGAAGACGAAGCUGAGGAACUGUCUCACACACCAUAAAAUGUCAGAAAGGAAACACAAUAUGGCACCGUGACAAAUGACCAAUUACACAUUUGUUGUUCCUUUUUUUUAUGAUUAAUUUUUCUUUUUUUUUUUUUUCCAUUUUCUUGUCUCCACAAUGAAACUCCAUGCAUUGGCUGGGAGAUCCAACAAAAAAAAAGAAAA